This is a messenger RNA of Chlorella variabilis, 1702 nucleotides long. RefSeq lists its product as hypothetical. Gene Ontology annotation, cellular component: chloroplast outer membrane. Gene Ontology annotation, molecular function: digalactosyldiacylglycerol synthase activity. The record is from RefSeq and is a predicted model, not a curated record. Gene Ontology annotation, biological process: galactolipid biosynthetic process. The transcript is spliced from 9 exons. Lineage: Eukaryota; Viridiplantae; Chlorophyta; Trebouxiophyceae; Chlorellales; Chlorellaceae. The coding region runs from base 40 to 1443 and encodes 467 amino acids.
CGGCAGGUGCUGAUUGUGACCACCGCGGCGCUGCCCUGGAUGACGGGCACGGCGGUCAACCCGCUGCUGCGGGCGGCCUACCUGGCGCGCGACAGGGGCCGCAAGGUCACUCUCAUGAUCCCCUGGCUGGCCAAGCCCGACCAGAGCAAAGUGUUCCCCAACAACACCACCUUUGAGACGCCGGAGCAGCAGGAGGAGUAUGUGCGGGACUGGGUGAAGAAGCGCACCGGCUUUGACUCCGACUUUAAGGUCACCUUCUACCCAGGCCGCUACGCGCCCGAGAAGUGCAGCAUCCUGCCGGUGGGCGACCCCACUCAGUAUGUGCCGGACCACGAGGCCGACGUGGCGAUCCUGGAGGAGCCGGAGCACCUCAACUGGUACCACCAUGGCCGGCGCUGGACCGACAAGUUUAACCACGUGGUGGGGGUGGUACACACCAACUACCUCGACUAUGCGCGCAGGGAGGAGGGCGGCGACACCAAGGAGUUCCUGCUCAAGCACAUCAACAACUGGGUGUGCCGCAUCCACUGCCACAAGGUGGUCAAGCUGAGCGACGCGGUGCAGCCGCUGCCCAAGCAGACCACCGAGUUUGUGCACGGCGUGGCGGAGAACUUCCUGGACGUGGGCAAGAAGAAGAGCGAGCCGGCGCCAGAGGGUGGCAAGAGGUUUGCACGUGGCGCCUACUUCAUCGGCAAGGUGGUGUGGGCCAAGGGCUACACCGAGCUGCUGGACCUCAUGACCAAGCACUGCCGCGCGCACGGCGAUGUGGCCAUGGACUGCUACGGCACGGGGGAGGACCUGGAGGCGGUACGCACCGAGGCUGCCACCCGCCACCUGAGCCUGCGCUUCCAUGGCGCCAAGGACCACCUCGACACAUCCAUGCACGAGUACCAGGUGUUCAUCAACCCCUCCACCAGCGACGUGGUGGCCACCACCACUGCCGAGGCGCUGGCCAUGGGCAAGUGGGUCAUCUGCGCCGACCACCCCUCCAACCGCUUCUUCUCCCAGUUCAAAAACUGCCUCAUCUUCAAGACUCCCGAGGAGUUCUCGCAGCAUGUGGAGCAUGCGCUGGCGCACGAGCCACACCCCAUGGGCCCCGAGGACCGCCAGAACCUCACAUGGGAGGCCGCCACUGAGCGCUUCCUGGAUGUGACGGAGCUGACGGCCAAGGACCUGAAGCACUCUGCCGUGGACAACAUCCUGUACACAGCGCAUCGCACGCUGACGGGCGUGGAGCCGAUGCGGGCGCUGGUGGGCGCUGGCGCCAACACACGCGACAACCCGCAGCGCAUCACAGACUACGAGCCCGCCGCUUCGGACGUGGGCGGCCUGUUUGACGACCGCCGCCGCGCUGUCAAGGCGCACGGCCUCACAGCUGGCGCAGCAGCGGCCUCCGGCUCGCAGCCGACGCGAGCAGCCAUGCGCGCCAAGGCACGCGCGUGAGAUUCUUUCUGCUCCCCUGAACCCUUUGUGUGCGGCACUUCUGAGUGAAGGUUGCCGGUGGCCUACCCGUGCUGGCCACGCCUCUUCUCGCCGAUCCCAACCGCCCGCCGAUCUGACCUGCAUGCCCCCCUGUUUUUUUGUGAGGAACUGUUUGAUGCCUGCUUUGCAUUGUUUCGUGCUUGAUCCCCCAUUCCUUCUGACACUUCUCGGCCAAGUUUGGUUGACCAGCCUCCUCUCUGUAGACUAUGUUGCACCGGCC